UAUCGCCGAAGCCUCACCAGCAUGGCCCACAGACUCGUUCACAGCGAAGCGAACGCGAGACGAAUCGCAUGCGUCGAGAGCGCAUUCGGAGGCUCCGGGCAGCCGCUCGCCGCUCCCGGUCGAGUUCUUGUCGGCGAGGGCGUGCUGACGAAACUGUGCAGGAAGAAACCGAAGCCGCGCCAGUUUUUCUUGUUCAGCGACAUUCUCGUCUACGGCAAUAUCUUGAUGAAUAAGAAGCGGUACAAUAAACAGCACAUACUUGCACUGGAGGAUGUCGAGUUGGAGUCACUGGAGGAUGAUGGACCGCUACGGCAUGGUUGGCAGAUAAUUAGUUCAAAGAAGUCGUUUGCUGUGUUUGCUGCUACUGCGACCGAGAAGUCAGAAUGGAUGGCGCAUAUUAGGAAAUGCGUGAAUGAUCUAUUCUCAAAAAGUGGAAAGAAGGCUACGAAAGAUCGUGCCGCAGUGUGGGUACCAGACAGUGAAGCGCCAGUCUGCAUGGUGUGUACUAAAACAAAAUUUUCAGCAAUAACUCGACGACAUCAUUGUCGGAAGUGUGGGUUGGUAGUAUGUAACAAGUGCUCUUCGAAGAAAUUUUCUCUGCCGAAUAUAUCGGCUAAGCCUCUUCGUGUCUGUGAUAACUGCUAUGAUUCGUUGGCAAGGUAAUGUGUUGUGUAUAACGGAGGA
Messenger RNA from Corticium candelabrum, 684 nucleotides. RefSeq names its product pleckstrin homology domain-containing family F member 2-like. Gene Ontology annotation, cellular component: early endosome. Bases 22 to 663 code for a protein of 213 amino acids. The transcript is spliced from 7 exons. NCBI's taxonomy places the organism in Eukaryota, Metazoa, Porifera, Homoscleromorpha, Homosclerophorida, Plakinidae. The record is from RefSeq and is a predicted model, not a curated record. Gene Ontology annotation, biological process: endosome organization; endosome to lysosome transport. Gene Ontology annotation, molecular function: metal ion binding; phosphatidylinositol binding.